Agrilus planipennis (emerald ash borer) is the source of this 1559-nucleotide messenger RNA. RefSeq names its product COMM domain-containing protein 4. The record is from RefSeq and is a predicted model, not a curated record. Lineage: Eukaryota; Metazoa; Arthropoda; Insecta; Coleoptera; Buprestidae. The transcript is spliced from 5 exons. The coding region runs from base 85 to 519 and encodes 144 amino acids.
AAUACUAUAUCGAGAUUGUCGUCAAUAAAAGUUAAACUUUUAGCACAAAUUGUCGCGCAGGGUAUAACAGAACCACCAAUAAAUAUGGAAAACGUAGAAAAGUUAUUUGCCGAUUCGAAGUUAGAUAACGACGUUGAUUUAAAAGCCUGCGUGGCUUGUUUAUCUUUCAUUAUUACAUCAGCGGUUCGUUACAACUGCGACAACAGCGCUCUUUUUAGCGAACUGCAACAGCUGGGAUUACCUCGAGAACAUAGCGUAUCUCUGAUAAAAGUCACGACUGACAAAACUGCGGAAAUUACGAAGAAGCUUGAGAAAAUUUCGUUAAAAAUUCAUAAUUUGGACGAUGUCAAGAUUGAUUUGGAACCAGAAUGCCAUUUGGCUAUGAUGAAUAUGACAAUUGAUGGUAAAGAAACAUCCGUUGCCCUCACGCCAUUGACUGUCGAUGUACUUUUAGAAAAUCUUAAAGCGGUUUUAUCGAAAAUGAAAGAACUGGACAAUUAUGGAAAACGAACUGUAUAAAUAAAGUAUAUUAAUUCCAAUAAUUAGUUGUACCUAACUUUUGCUAUGUACAAUAUUUUGUCAACAAGUGAAUAAAUUAACGGUCAACUAACAUGGUUUAUUUUUAUCCAUGUCCUUGUUGUUACAAAUUUUACUAAUAAGGUCAGUUCUUAGAAGCAGUAAAACUAUCCGAAGUGUUGUGUUUACAUUUUGUCCUAUUAGUUAAUUAGUUGUGAUUUUCGUAGUCAUGACCUAUCUUAACCUUAUUUGCGCAAUACCACAAAAUUUUUAAUUUGUCCAUUUAUCAUUUCUAAUUAAAAGUUGUGAUAAUUUUGUGAUCAUAUGUACUAUUUCAAGUGUUUAACGACUAAACAGAGGAUAACGAUUCAUAAAGACGUUUUAACCGAAUUCUUUGACAAAAAGUCUUUUCCAAUUAAGGAUAUGAAUAUGUCACAUUGAAUCCACCGCGCAGAUAAUUGUCUAAACGCGAUUUCGAACUCCUUGAAUCCUAUCAGCACACCACGCCGAAGGCAGAUCUCAGACCAGUCUACCUGCUGCUAUUAAAUAGUUAAAUUCAAUGAAUAAUUGUAAAAAAUCUACAGAAAAUUUGUCGCACUAAUUCGAUAUCCUUAAAGUGAAAAGGACCUUUACAAUCAUUACCGAAACCUACAAUUAGUAGCACAUUUUCUACAGAUGCAGAUAGUUUUGGCAGAUUAGUUGACCAAGAAAUUCAUGUUCUGUUGGGUGUAGUUACGUGUUGAUUACGUAGAUAGGUGCGUCGUGGGUUCAGUUUGCCAAGUCGAUAUUAUUAAUUGGCAAGGACCUUGUCAAACACAUUAUUAGAUCCCACAAUUUGUUCUACAAACGGCGUUCACUGUAAUAUUCUUAGAAUUGUCUACGGCGGCAACGUGCUGAUGCCAAUCAACGAGUUCGAAAUCGCGAUCACAUUUGUCUGCAGUCAAUUGAAAAAGACUGUUUUCUUAAUUAUACAUUUUUUUGCAUUCUUAAUUUAUAUUCCGAUUUAAGAAUAAGAUGGUCAGUUAUAUGAGUCAUGAAUUUUC